Molecule: messenger RNA, 2874 nt
Organism: Racocetra persica
Lineage: Eukaryota; Fungi; Glomeromycota; Glomeromycetes; Diversisporales; Gigasporaceae
Source: the annotation of a GenBank genome assembly
AUUCAAAAUUUAUCACUUCAGUUUGAAGGAUGGGAAUUUGCUUUGAGCCCUGAUCAAUUUAACCUUGUUUCGAUCCUCAAAUUCCGUCGUAUGAAAGAUGACUUCACGUACAAGAAGAGUGUUGAGCAUGCUGAAAUAUUUAAGUUUGUAUUGUACAUUGCGGAAACAGCAACUGAUAAAAAAUGGAAAGAAGUCGCUUCAGCUCUCAAAGAAAAUGAAAUGAUUAAAGUAAGUGCUUCAAAAUUCUGUAUUAAAGAGAAAGGUCUGGAUAGAGAUGGAAUUGGACGAUGUCGAAACAACCACCUAAGCGAGACGCGGUCUCUUUAUCAAGAACGUUGUUCGUUUGCACGCCAAACGCAGUGGGAGGAAGUUAAAUUAUUCUGGAAUAUUGUUGAAAACGAAAAAGUUGACUUAGAUGAACGUUUGUUGAAAAAGAAGUUGGAGCAAGCCAAGACCCAGUUUAUUGUUGAUCGUUAUGUGUCAGGGAAUGAAGCUCAUGUGAUCGCAGACAAGGCAAAAUUAGAUUAUAUGUUGGCCCUUGACUCUCCUAGUGUUCUUACAAUACCACCAUCCGAUACUUCUUUCAAAACACCACCACUCGAUACUUUUCUCACAACACCACCACCCAAUACUUCUCUUACAACACCAGGAAAUAAGGCCAAUACUGUCUUGAACGAGAAUCAGAAGGAUAAACCAAUAACUGGAAGUAAGCGAAAAUAUCCAAAUGAGGAAUCAACUCUGUCAACUCCGUCAACUCCCCCAAAUAAGCAUGCAAGUCCACCAGAAAGCUGGAUUCGCUCAAAAGAGAAGAGUAAUUCUGGAAAUAUCUUUCCCAACAUCCUUCCCAAUGGUACAAUACUACAAGAACCACCACCAGCACCAGAUUUCAUUUCAAUUGGAAUUUGUCCUCGGGAAAACUUGUUAAAGACAUUUUUGCUAAAAAUUUAUCUCAAAGAAAAUGAAAUGAUUAAAGUAAGUGCUUCAAAAUUCUGUAUUAAAGAGAAAGGUCUGGAUAGAGAUGGAAUUGGACGAUGUCGAAACAACCACCUAAGCGAGACGCGGUCUCUUUAUCAAGAACGUUGUUCGUUUGCACGCCAAACGCAGUGGGAGGAAGUUAAAUUAUUCUGGAAUAUUGUUGAAAACGAAAAAGUUGACUUAGAUGAACGUUUGUUGAAAAAGAAGUUGGAGCAAGCCAAGACCCAGUUUAUUGUUGAUCGUUAUGUGUCAGGGAAUGAAGCUCAUGUGAUCGCAGACAAGGCAAAAUUAGAUUAUAUGUUGGCCCUUGACUCUCCUAGUGUUCUUACAAUACCACCAUCCGAUACUUCUUUCAAAACACCACCACUCGAUACUUUUCUCACAACACCACCACCCAAUACUUCUCUUACAACACCAGGAAAUAAGGCCAAUACUGUCUUGAACGAGAAUCAGAAGGAUAAACCAAUAACUGGAAGUAAGCGAAAAUAUCCAAAUGAGGAAUCAACUCUGUCAACUCCGUCAACUCCCCCAAAUAAGCAUGCAAGUCCACCAGAAAGCUGGAUUCGCUCAAAAAAUUGGAAUUUGUCCUCGGGAAAACUUGUUAAAGACAUUUUUGCUAAAAAUUUAUCUCAACAUACUGAAAUGUUAAAAAAUAAAAAGAAGCUGACUGCAGAAGAGAAAGCAACUUUAAGAUAUGGAGUAUCAAGAGUUAUUGAUCUUUCAGCUCAUAUGCGAGUAUGGUUUACUGAAACUGAACGUCAGGAUAUGAUGAAAGAUCAUGAAGAAAUUCUCAAAGUUCCCGAAUUGACAAAAGACAUUAAUGAGUUCAUUGCAAAGGUGGAAAAAAUGAUAAAGGAAGGCGAUGCUAAUGGGGCAUAUAAAUAUUGUCUUAAUCAGCAUGCAGAUGCAUCCGUCAAUACGUGUUUUUACAAAAUAAGUAAAAUAUAUGGUGAUUUUCUCUACAAUAUUAAAGAUGGAAAUGAUCUUUUAUAUUGUGGCGGUGAGCAUCACACCGAAAUUGAUGUUAUUGUAAAAACAUGUUCUUACAUUGUCAAUGGACUGCAGAAUGGAACUGAAAUACAUUGUAAAUGGGGAGAGUCUUUUUGUCCUUUAAGCCAGUCCGCUAAUUAUGAAAGAGGUAGGAAAUGUGAUGUCCGAUUUUUAAGUCAUACGGGAAUAGAUCUUGGUGAAUGGGAGUUUUCCGCUCAAGCAACUCCAACUAAAGCAAUCGAAGAUCGUUGUCGCCCAGCUAGGAUAAACCAAUCCAUCUUAAAUGGCCUGUUGAGCAGAGAUUUAACUGACGCACAAACGGGUAUUAUCAAGGUUCCAUAUUUACAAAUUGCAGGUGUCUUUGGACAACUAUUGGUAGAAGACUUGGUAAAUGGUUUCUAUGUCAUUUAUCCGGGACCAAUAUUUGAGAUACCAACAAGAUUGAAUCACAUUAGAAAAUUAAAAUCGGUGAUAAUAUCUUUUAAGCAUAUAAUGGAAAUGUAUAAAGAAGUCAACGAAAUACUUGAUGAGUUAAACCAUAGUCGGAACUUACUUGAAGAUAUUUUCAAAGUUGAUGGCGUUAGAUCAUUACGACACAAUUCAUACAAAUCAGUGUUCAUCCAUAAACCAUGGUGGACACCAAAGAGCAAAUCUCAAAAAUCUCAAAAUGUUGAGUUUAGAGAUAGAAUCACGAAAGUGGAACAGAGGCAGUUGCAAAAUGAUAACAUUACUAAGGUAACCAAUUCUCCUAAUAAUAGUUCAUCUAACUUCAAUUCGAUUACAGAUCAGUUACCUAUGGUAACGCAUUAUGAUAAGGAAAUAAAUACUUCAUUAUCCAAAGAACCGAUACCAGAGGAGAUAUCCGUGUUAGCUGUCAAGCUCAGUGGAGUAAAUGGUGCAGUACCGGAG